Scatophagus argus is the source of this 4024-nucleotide messenger RNA. It is a transcript of the gene slc22a31, whose product is annotated as solute carrier family 22 member 31. The record is from RefSeq and is a predicted model, not a curated record. The coding region runs from base 529 to 2415 and encodes 628 amino acids. NCBI's taxonomy places the organism in Eukaryota, Metazoa, Chordata, Actinopteri, Scatophagidae. The transcript is spliced from 10 exons. Gene Ontology annotation, biological process: transmembrane transport. Gene Ontology annotation, molecular function: transmembrane transporter activity. Gene Ontology annotation, cellular component: membrane.
GGAAACCGACAUCGCACACCGGAUGGUCACAAGGCGGAAAAACCUGUUUGCGUUGUGAGUUUUCACCUGGAUGUGUCGUCAUUUCUCAGUUCCGUGUAACUUGUUUAUUUUACUGUUGGGAAUUAGAGUGUUGACCUUUCAAGUGUGGCGUGAGUUUAAAGGAUUUCUGGUCAAAGCCAGACAAAACACGGAAAGUUAAGGCAGCCUCAAACAGAAGAAACAACAAGAAAAUAAGUUGAAGACAAAAGAAAGAACAAACUGAACAGCACAGGCUGUCGGUGACGCACAGAUCCAAGAAUAUUAGGAUCGGUGACAGAUGACCGGUAACUUCAGCUGCAGCGACAACGUCUGCUCACUGCGUCGCUUCAGUGUGACUCGGGGAUGACCCAAAAGUUAGUCAGCUAAGCAGGUGUCUCAUAGGUCGGUCCCUGAACCCCUCCUCCUCCUCCUCCUCCUCCUCCUCCUCUUCCUCCUCUAGCACGCUUUACCUACUGCGUCGCGCGGCUGAGUGUGCGCACUCACUGCGCAAUGGCCACGGCACCGUUUGUGACUGCAAACGCUCGUGCUCAAAUGGAUUAUGAGACGAAGAUUUUUCCCCACACCGGCGGCUACGGACGCUACAACCGAAUCGUGGUGGUUUUCAGCUGGUUCCCUAACUUUGCGGUCAUGUUGAAUCUAUUUAGCGACGUUUUUUACACCCUAAUCCCGGACUCGUACCACUGCAAGCCCGACCCGCAGCUUCUUCCCUCCGCUUUCCUUCCCAGCAACUUCACCAGACAGGGAUACCUCAACCUCACCAUCCCCUGGGUGAACGGCACCGGGCUCAGCCACUGUGAGCUGUUUAAAUACGCGUCCAACACCUCGGACUUUUCGAAACAUGUGCCCAGGGAGAGGGUCUCCUGCACCAAAGGCUGGGAGUACGCCCCUGUAGCGGGGCUCCAGAGCAACUUUGUUACUGAGUGGAACCUCGUUUGCCAUGACUACUGGAAAAUCCCUUUGCAGCAUAUCUGCUUCAUGACAGGAUGGAUUAUGGGAUACAUCUUCCUUGGUACAUUGUGUGACUGGUUGGGUCGGCGGCGGUGUUUCCUGCUCUCCAUCAGCCUGGCCAGCCUGUUCGGGGUGGCCGUGUGUUUGUCCAACAGUGCCGUGGUCUUUCUGCUGCUGCGUCUCUCUCAGGGAGCCAUGUUGGCUGGGGUGUUUGUAUCCUCGUACGUUGCCAGGUUGGAGCUGUGUGACCCUCCCCACCGUCUCAUCGUUGCCAUGGUCAGCGCCGGCUUCGCCGUGUUUGCAGAGCUGCUAUUGCCAGGCAUCGCUGUUCUGUGCCGUGAUUGGCCCAUUCUCCAGGCUGUGGCCACUUUGCCUCUGCUCCUGCUGCUUUCCUAUUGGUGCUGUGAGUCGGUUUUUCCUGAGUCUCCUCGCUGGUUGCUGGCCACAGCUCAGAUCCUCCAGGCGAAGAGGAGCCUGCAGGAAUUCUCCACCAGAAACGGUGUUUAUAUGCAAGAUGAAAUCUACCCCGGGGAAACCCUGCUGUCAGAGAUGGAUACAGCGUACGGUGAAGACUGUCAGCCAAGGUACUUUUCUGUUUUGGAGCUUCGUCGGACUCAUGUUAUCUGGAAGAACUGCCUCAUCCUCAGCUUCACGCUCUUUAUAGGAACAGGAAUCCAGUACUGUUUCACCAGAAACCUGCACAGCUAUUCCACCAACUUCUACUUCAGCUACUUCCUCCGAGCGACGACCGGAGCACUGGCCCUCGUCUUCAUCUGCUUGUCCGUUAAUCAUUUUGGUCGGCGUGGUAUGCUUCUGCUGUCUGCUAUCGUCACGGGACUGUCGUCGCUGUUGCUGCUGGCUCUCACUCAGUACCUGCAUGGUGGCCUGGUGUUGCUGCUCUCCGUCAUGGGUCUGCUGUUCUCUCAGGCUCUCGCCAUGCUCAGUGUGUUCUUCGCCUGUGAGGUGAUGCCGACUGUAGUUCGAGGUGGCUGCCUUGGCCUUGUGCUGGCGGCAGGUUGUGUUGGCAUGGCCGCUUCCUCCCUGAUGGAACUCCAGAAUAACGGCGGCUACUUCCUCCACCACGUCAUCUUCGCUUCUUUCGCUGUCCUCUCCGUCCUCUGCAUAAUGCUCUUACCUGAAAGCAAACGCAAGCCUCUCCCAGACUCCCUGAAGGAGGGCGAGAGGCAGCGCCGGCCUCCUCUCUUCCUGUCCCGGCCCGACAGGGACAGCCUGCCGUUACUGCGCACCCGGCCCCCUCUGUCAGAGUACAACCCUGAUAACUAUUCCCGCUUGGUCUCCGCCACCAGGAAGAUGUUGACUAAAGAUAAUUUGCCUUAUAGGAUCGCCGUGCCAAGUCAUUCGCCUCUGCUGUCGGACAGUGAAACACAGGGACAAGAGAGUGAGACGCUGAGAGAGGUUGUGUCUUAACUCAUCCUCCUCUGAACAGACUGAAGAGGAUUAUCCUCCCCCCUUGUUUUAGACAUACCUCUGCAGACAUUUUGCCAUCAUCCAAUAAUUUAACUUAUUGUCCAUGUGCUCAUGACUCAGCUGAAGGACUGACCUCAGCUUGAGUACAGUUCUCUUUAAGCCAAUGGCUCCAAGUCUGUUACCUUUCAGGGAGAGAUCAGUCUUUUCUUGUCAUAUUUUACGCUCUAAGCCGUUACUGUACUGUAGCAUUUUCUUAUGUGAAUUCAAGUGACACACUGAAAAAACAGUUUUUUUCGUCUUCCAAACCUUUGCGAGUUGUCCCGUAUGAACAUUUUUGUGUUAUGUUUGUCUUUUGUGUGGCAUAUUUUUUUUAAAAAAUGAUUGCAGUCUUCAUGCCUGCUGCUCUCCUCCGCGUGGAACUGGAAAUUGUCAGACUCCAGUUUCACCAGCCUCUGUCGAUCAUGUGAGCGGCAGCACUUUGUCCAUUUAUCAGUAUCUCAUGCACUUUUCAUUAAGUCUGUCCAUCUGACACCAGCAGUGUCUCAGUGCUGAGAGGACACCAGAGGGCGCUAAACGAUGCACUAGUCAUUGGAUAUGAUGAUGGAUUGGAUUCUGGCAUUUUUAAUCGAAAUGUUUCACUCAGAAGUGUGGCUGAAUACUUAAUCGAAAUUUAAUUGAAAUCGCAGUUUGGCCAAGUGCAAUAUUCAAAUCGCAAGAGCUGCAGUUUAUUUAUCGAGGUAAAAUGUGUCACAACAUAGAACCAGCCACAUGAUAGUGAAUUUGUAGCUGACCAGUUUGUUUACUCUUUAAAACACUUUGUUAGGUUGCAAUUUAUAAUUAUAAUUAAACCAAUGCAGCUGACAGACAAACUGUUAAACACCCUUAGUCUAGCAAAGACUAUGAGUUUUGUUAUUUUAGUUAUUUUAGUUAUGACCCUAACCCUAACCCUUAACUGUGAUUUCAAGGCUCCCGACAGGACCAACCUUAACUGGAAGGCGGAUAAUCGGAUAUUUCUCACGAUGACUGCCUGAUAUCCUGAUAUCCUGUUUUGAUGUUUGUUUUUUUUUUUGUUAACUAUUUAUUAUUUAAUGUUAAACAGUGAGAACGUUCUGCCUGUUGGAUCUUGGCACUUUGGAUGAAAGGAUGCUAAACUUUUCAAGGUGUGCAUGUGAGAAAAACACAAAUGAAAUGGCCUUCAGGAGAUGCUGUUGUGUAAUAAUCCAUUCAUAAUUUCACCUUCAGCGACCAAGCAAAGGUGCUUUUGUAUUGACUGAAGGUCCUACAGAUGAUCUGAAGAACGCUUGUUGCCAUUUUUUGGUGUUGAAACUCUCUUAGACUGCGUGUUUACCUUUCUGUGUCCUUGUCAAAUGCAAACCUUAGUAGCUAAAAAAAUAUUGACUUUUUCAUUAUCUCUGUUAUUGUGCCACCACUUCAGAGUUAAAUCAUGUCACAUUUUUCUACUAAAAAGUAAAUUAAAUUCCAAUUAGGGAAUGUUUUGCAUGUUCUAGGUGUUACACUGUCAGAACACUAGAUGGAGCUGUUCUCAUAGAAAUAUGGACACGUACCAUAUUGUCUUGUGAAAAUGUGAAUAUACUGAUAUCUGAGUGUG